UGCCAAAUGGUGGUUAGUGCGUGUUUGUGUAAAACUGACGUUUGGAAUUUCUGUCUCCGCUAUACCAGCCAUGAUAUAUCGUAAAAUGCUAUUCUUUUUCGCCAUAACAUCUUCAAUCCAUGCAACAUGUCGAGGCCAGGCUCAUCUCGAUCCAGAACAUCGCCUCAUGAAUGAUCUGUUCGCAAAUUACAGUAAAGAAGUGAGACCUGUCAUCGACAAACAACAGCCAAUUCCUGUCAACUUUGACAUGAUGUUCAGUCAACUUGUUGAAUUGAACGGACGGAGCCAGAUAAUGACCAGCAAGGUUUGGAUUCGACAGUCUUGGGAAAAUCCUUUUCUGAGGUGGAAUCCUUCGGAUUACGGUGGUGUAAAGUUCAUCAACAUUGACCCAAUACUUGUUUGGAAACCUGACAUUGUUCUUUACAACAGCAUUCAGAGCGACAGUGGCGAGAUGUACAAGUUCAAUACCAAAGUCGUCAUAAACUACAAUGGUUCAUGUCAGUGGUACGCCCCAACAGAAGUGAAAACAGUUUGCAAGAUCGACAUUACCUAUUUUCCGUUUGACCAACAACGGUGCAGCAUGGUUUUUGGUUCUUGGACCUACACGAGCUCUUCGUUAAACCUAAUGCUUGAUCGAAAAGAAGUCGAUUUAUCCAGCUACAUUGUCAGCGGCGAAUGGGACCUGAUUUCUGCUGAGGCUAUGCGUAAUGUGGUGAAGUACACCUGCUGUCCAGAUCCGUUCAUUGACAUCACCUACCAUCUUGUGCUUCGCAGAAGAGUGCUCUUCUAUCUCAACAAUUUGCUCCUUCCGUGCGUCGCACUAGCGAUUUUAACGGUGUUUGCGUUCUUCUUGCCAGUCGAAUCCGGCGAGAGGAUCUCACUAAUUAUCACAAUUCUUCUGGGUUUGACUGUUUAUACACUCAUCUUCACUGAAAACAUACCAUCUACUUCGGAAGUCACUCCUCUUCUGACCAAGUACUCCACCACCAUCAUGGCUCUCCUGGGCAUGUCAUUGGUUGUUUCGUGUCUGGUUUUGUGGAUUUACCACCGAGAUCCUUCGACUGAAAUGUCCAAAACUUUUGAAUUCAUUGUUUUUUCAGUUCUUUCUCGAAUACUCAGGAAGCCUCGGCCGGAGGAAACUUCGAAAGAUGGUCCAAAACGAAAGCAUACUCCAGUAAGUGUAGUCGCCGACCGCUGGCCAACCUAUUUUCCUGUACAGAGGCGCGCUGCCUCAGACAGCGGGAAUUCUAGUCCCCAGUGCCGUUCACCGAACGGUUCUGUGCAAGAAUUCGUUUUCCCCACGCAAUUGGAGCGCAAGUUCGAUCAAGUUAUCGCCAAACUUGAUGCAGUUGCGAACUCUUUAACAGUCGAUCAAGGCGAAGAGGAAAAGAAAAAGAAAUGGCAAAUGGCUGCCCAAAUCAUUGACCAAAUGUUCUUUUGGCUUUUUACGUUGAUAGUCAUCACAGUCACUCUUGUCAUGUACUUCAUGAUUCCGAAAUACUAUUAGACCAUGAUAUUCGAACCUAAGUGUUAGGUAUCUAACCUUCACACUCUUUUAUCAGUAUGAAUAUUCUCCAUACUGUUCUCUAUACAGUAACUAAGGUACCGACGAGAAGAAUUUGUUUGACAAUCAAGAGCUUUUUUAGUUGAUGGUCCUUUAUGAUCAUGACAUUAAUGUCUGAUUCAGGGAUGAUAUUGUAAGGAGAAAUUAGACAACAGUACCUGUUGUGUAUCGGUAAGACCUGACCGUGAGUAGGGACUUGUCACCAUGCACCUUCCGACGUCUAAAUUGAUCUUUGGGGUCAAUAUCAGUAUCUGGGCAACUGCCCACCUACCCCUCCCCUAACCCAACAUUAACCCUAACUUGUUAUCAAUUGACUGUUGUUGAGUUAGGGGAGGGGUAGGUGGGCAGUUGGCCAGAUAUUGAUCCGAUCUUUGUUUGACGAAAAAAAAAAGGAAUCAAGAUUUUCCACCGAUGUAGCUUUGCUGAAAAUUAUACAGUUUUAGAGAAAGUCAACUUAGUGCUUGUAAUUUCUACAUUGUGCAACUCAGUGUGGUAUAAUCUCACUGUUAUAGGCUUUAAUACAAUUUUCACAAGCCUGUGAUACUUAAGUCGUAGGUUUUUCUUAUUUCUUAGGGUAAAAAGCUAUGGCAGAGUUACUAUAACUUUAAGAAAGCUUUGCCAUUUAGCCAUUACAUCUAUUUUUGCUACUGUUUUUACUUUUUUAUUGUAAUUUAAAACAAGAUGGCGAAUGCUCGCCCUAUUUCUUAGGCAAAUGACUUGUCACAACUUGGCAUCUUCUAUAUAUUUAAACUUGUUGUGACUUUCUGGCUGCUUAUUAUCAUAGAGCGUUGUUUGAGCCUCCUGCUCGCGGCUUGUGGCUGUUAGUAAAAUUAUUACUACCGCCUUUAUGUUUCUGAAAUCCGAGUAACAUGACGUUUCUUAAUGAAAUAAGUACGCAUAAUUGAUAGACCACUUAAUUCUCUGUAAUAAGUCUUACUAUCUAUUAGAGUCCAGACGGACUGCAGACACCUUGCACUGUUGACGUCUUGCACUGCAGAUGUCGUUUCUCUUUUUUUGUCUAAAAUGACGUGAAAUAGGGCGCAAAGAUUUGGUAACAACAUGUUGUGCACAACAAAAUGAAAUUUGCUUGUUUCAAAUAGGAUGAAAGCCGUUUUAUUUGUACACUUGCAGAACGGAUGUUACUAAAACGAGGAAUGGAGGUUGAGGAACGGACAACGGGAAGUAGGAAAGUGAAAUGGCAAAUUAAGUUGAUGUUUUAGAAGCAUCCCUUGCGGCACUUUUGUUUGUGUGCGCUUGAUAAUUUGUGUAUGUUUGUCAGUGUGUCCACGUAACACAAAUUUUGCAACAGUAAUUGCCUGUUAAACCCGAAACGCAGCACAGUGAGUAAUCAGGAACCCUUUGAGUGUGGCUGAUUCUGAGGGCAUAUAGACUAAAAUUAAGAAGCAAACAAACAUUUUAAAACUAACAAAACAGGAAAUCUUGAACUUUUAUGAAUGAAAAUUAAAAUUAAUAUUCUCAUUACGUUGUCCGCCCAAUUCAGAUUCCAAGUGAUAACUGCGCUCAAUUUUGGUCUCCGCCUCCACUUAAUAGAGUUAAUUUCUCAGCAAAUAUGAGAGAAAAAACACGGGACUAGCAUAAGUGUCCGCUCAAUGCAAGAGUACGUCACCUUAACUUUCGCUGAAUUCGGGUUUCACCCUAGGCCUCUUAAGAGGCAUUGUCUAUUUCAUUUCAAAAUGGUAAACUAUCUUUCCUUGAUUUUAGACCGAUACAGCCCAAGAUAAAUGAAUAAAUAGAUCAAUGAGUGAAUAAUU
This is a messenger RNA of Pocillopora verrucosa, 3336 nucleotides long. Its product is annotated as neuronal acetylcholine receptor subunit alpha-3. Lineage: Eukaryota; Metazoa; Cnidaria; Anthozoa; Scleractinia; Pocilloporidae. Gene Ontology annotation, biological process: nervous system process; signal transduction; chemical synaptic transmission. The record is from RefSeq and is a predicted model, not a curated record. Gene Ontology annotation, cellular component: plasma membrane; neuron projection; postsynaptic membrane. Gene Ontology annotation, molecular function: acetylcholine-gated monoatomic cation-selective channel activity; transmembrane signaling receptor activity.